Clonostachys solani is the source of this 234-nucleotide messenger RNA. The record is from the annotation of a GenBank genome assembly. Lineage: Eukaryota; Fungi; Ascomycota; Sordariomycetes; Hypocreales; Bionectriaceae.
AUGGCUGCCGGCUACCUGGAUGGUGCCAGCGGCCCACCGCUAGGUCAUAUUUCGCGAUCGGGUUGGUGGCUGAGGUGGAGAUUCGGUGAUAAAGAUUGGGCGGGCUCGUACUAUUGUGGUGGUGCUGGUCUUGGACUGGAGGCUAUGGCGUUCGGCCGAGUAGGUGAAGUCAUCAUUGAGCCAAGCCAGCCACAUUUCAUGCGGGUGGAUUGUCGGGUUGACUUUGCCCCAUGA